Molecule: messenger RNA, 783 nt
Organism: Aureobasidium melanogenum CBS 110374
Lineage: Eukaryota; Fungi; Ascomycota; Dothideomycetes; Dothideales; Saccotheciaceae
Exons: 3
Source: RefSeq, a predicted model, not a curated record
AUGCCAGCAUUCCUCGCGCCUCACAAGUCGGGCGUGCAUCGUGUGACAGCAAUCGCUCUGUACCGCGCUCUCUUGACAAGAUGUCGAGCUGCACCACCACCCCUUAGACCUUCCAUCUUGCAGGCUGUCGUCAAGAGUAGUUUUGUAAAGAACAAGCAUGUGACGAGUCAGCAUGUCUUGCGAACUGCUUUUGCUGGUGGUUAUGAAGCACUGAACCACCUCGAUGCUGCCAUCGCCGGCGACAAAACCAGCAUCUCCCACCUCAAAAGCCUCCUUUCGCGCCUACCUGCAAAACUCAAGACCACCAGCCCACGCAAACCAGCCCCAAUCCCAGCUGCAAAACCCACUGCAACUCAAGGAACAGCACUAUCGCUUCGACCUCGUCCAGCCUUCUCUCUACCUUCUCGCCGCCGCAUCCCCGUCCUCGUCUCAGCCAACAAAAUCCCCAUCCUCCGCUUUACAAAACCUCAACCCGCUGCUCUAUCUCACUAUCUAAAAUCCCGCCUCGUCGAUCGUCAAAAACGACAAGACCGCAAAAUGGCUCUAGAAGCACAGAUGGAAAUUGCAAGAGGUGAAGAUGAUUGGGAUCGUAUUUUGCUGGCACAAGGAAUAGCAGACCAAGGUGGGAAUGUCAAGAGAGGGAAGGUCUUGUGGACGAAAGAGGUUUAUGAUUCUUUGGGGUAUACGAUGAAUGCUAUUGAAGCUGAGGGGACGAAGAAUAGGGAGAUGGCGGAGAAGAUGGUUGCUAUUAUUGAUAAAGAGAGGGAAUUGGCUGAGAUUGAG